Funneliformis geosporum is the source of this 1581-nucleotide messenger RNA. The record is from the annotation of a GenBank genome assembly. NCBI's taxonomy places the organism in Eukaryota, Fungi, Glomeromycota, Glomeromycetes, Glomerales, Glomeraceae.
AUGCCAAAACGCAAAAAUGCUUCGCGCAAAGAAUGGGAACCAUUUGUAAAGAUUUUAGAGAAGCCUGACGUGUCAAACUGCCUCCUCGAAUAUUUAUGUAGCUUAGAUUGUGGCACUCUUAAAGUUCGCGAAAAAAAAAGCGUACAUAGAAAGUGGAUCAACGCUAUCAACGAAAUCUCAAAAAAACAUUUUUCAAUACCUAUUCAAAAGCUUGCGAAGAAAAGCGUCGACAACUUUAAGGUCGUGAUAAUUUUAUUUAAGGGUAAUUUUUUGUACAGGAUUGAGCAGAAGUUGGAACACUCCGUCUACAUCCAUCCUCAGUUUUGGAUGCAGGUCAAGAUCCUCUGUUUUCAGAGAGUGUUACCAGCGGAAAGACGUGAAGCCACUAAAGAACAAAAGUCACGGGCCGUGGUCAGCUUUUGGGAAGAGGUCAGUGAUCGGCAGAAGAAACGUGAGCUCGGCAACACACUGUUUUCUAUGCACUUCGAAGGUUUCUCGGAACUGGUCCAAAAUAGAAAUAAUCCGAUUCGACUAGAUGAUUCAGAUGAUUCGCACGCAGAGGAUGAUGAUAAAACUCAAGAUGAUUCAAAUGAUUCGCACGCAAAGGAUUAUGAUAGUGAGGAAAGCACCGAGGAAGAAAAUUAUGCCUAUAUCAUUGAUUUGGAUAAUAUAUCGGAACAAACUAAACCUGCAUUCUGCUCAAUUGAUGCCUGGAAAACUAUCAUUUCCUCCUCAAAUAUAUCAACAAGUCUACCUUCUUCUGUGGAGGAACAAAUUGACAAUUAUUUGAAAGAUAUCAGUAUUAAACAAAUACGAGAAUCAAUUAAUUCUUACAAAACAGACGAAACUGACGAAGAAAAAUAUACACAUAAAGUCUUUGAUCAUUUUAUUUUCUGUCUUGAAAAUCGACCUGAAUACUUCGCACAACGACCAACCACUGAGGGAACAUUCCGAGCAAGGUUUAUAGAACCAAUUAUGGAACCAUUUAUUUUUAUAUUCAAGGACCUCAUGGAUUUAAAUUGGGGAGAGAUUUCGAGUUCAUCUUCAGCUACCCGUCGAAACUUUAAUCUAUCAGAAGGAAAAAGACGACGGAUCGGAUCUAAGUCAGAUUGUAUUGGGUCUAUUGUAAAUGCCGAUGACAAAGAACUUCUAAUAUUUGAAUUGUCCGGAGCCCCUACUCGUCUUCCAACCAGACAUCCAGAAGGAGAUAAGGUCAAACUUGAUCGGUGCAUGGUAGAUGUUCUUAACAACCUUCUUGAAGAAUAUAAAACGUGUGAAUUUACACUGGCUAAGGAAUUCAAGGUAUUUGGGUUUCAAACAAAAGGCUAUAAUUGUUUGAUCUCUGAAGUAUAUAUAGUUGAUCGUGGACUUUAUUGCCGUAGAACAUUGUCCCAAUUCACGUUACCAAGCAGAGUACUUGAUUUAUACUAUUUAUAUGAUCUCCUCAGAUCCAUGUUUUGCUUUCGAGACGAGUUAGUCAAAUCAUUGGGCGCUUUGCAAAGACUUAAAGUAGCAAAGGCUCGCAAGCCUGAUCCUAUUGAUCCAGUCAGUUCUUAUAUAUUGCGUUUACCACCUUCAUGA